Molecule: messenger RNA, 765 nt
Organism: Lactuca saligna
Lineage: Eukaryota; Viridiplantae; Streptophyta; Magnoliopsida; Asterales; Asteraceae
Source: the annotation of a GenBank genome assembly
AUGAAUUCCAGUGCAUCGAUCCCAUGCACUUCUUGGUUCGGAGGAGUUUGCAAUGCUGAUGGGAGCAUUCAGAAGUUGAACCUCACGUCAUCUAGAUUACGAGGGAUGAAGCCCCUGAACAAAUGGGGUCUGGGGCCAGCAUCCCCGGGAGUGGGGUCUAAGGGGCAGUAUCCCUGGGAGCGGGGUCUAAGGAUUGAGAGUACCACCCAAAUACUUGAAUAUGAAAAUGUUAUACACAAUUCUCAGGAUUUCCAAGUGUUUUACCCCUCUUUUCUAACACGAGAGAAUAAGUUUUCUGGUGAAAUCCCACCUGAAAUAGGAAGCAUGAUCACACUUGAGUUCCUAGACAUAUCCUCAAACAAUAUAUCAAGGUCAAUUCUUCCUUCAGUAUUGGGUGCUUUGACAUCUUUGUUUGUCCUUUCUUUGUACCAAAAUCAACUCUCAGGUGCCAUUCCUAUUGAACUUGGGAAUUUGAAAUCUCUCACUUUUCUUGAGGUGAGCAUGAAUCAGCUUAGUGGCACCAUUCCUUCAUCACUAGCAAACUUGAGCAACCUACAACAUUUGUACCUUGAUGAGAACAAUUUAUCUGGUACCAUUCCUAUUGAACUUGGGAAUUUAAAAUCUCUCACUUUUCUUCGGGUGAGCAAGAAUCAAGUAAGUGGCAACAUUCCUUCAUCACUAGCAAACCUGAGCAACCAAUAUCGUUUGAAUCUGGCUCAUAAUAAGUUAUCUCUGGUCCCAUUCCUAUUGAUCUUGGGAAAUUGA